Molecule: messenger RNA, 1380 nt
Organism: Acanthaster planci (crown-of-thorns starfish)
Lineage: Eukaryota; Metazoa; Echinodermata; Asteroidea; Valvatida; Acanthasteridae
Product: adhesion G protein-coupled receptor E2-like
Source: RefSeq, a predicted model, not a curated record
UAAGCAUUGAUCGGCUCGGUACUUCCGGGAGUGAACAAAUUUGGACCAAAUUCUUCUUGGCGUGCUCGGUGUUUCUAAGUUUGUAAAUGUAAUCAGAAUGCUAUCAUCAUAAACUAUUAAACAGGUUGUGAAUUCUGAGGAAGCUUUUUCAACUGCAACCAAGUUGGAGUGCUUUUACUUAAACGAGGACUGGGCCACUGCUUUUGUAAACAAAAAAGCUUCAGCUACAAGGCCUUCCAGCCAGCCAGACUGGCAGUAGAGAUGGCCAUGUUUGCCAUUCUUGUACUGAUGGGAUUGAUGUUCCCACCAGAGGUGCAUGGUGUUGAUCUGGAGAUAACAUCCUUUGUUUCCAACCCUGAAAGUCCAGUAAAAGACAAAGAAGGGACUGCAGAAAAUGUGACACUGCAAUGUCAAGUCAAUCUACCAUCAACUAAUCUUACGUCAGUCACCAUUUCUUAUCCUAAUGGUGUAAUGACAAAUGCUACAACCACAACAACGCCACCAUCUCCGGCCUUGUAUGAAAUCACUUUAAGUGAUGUGCAUCCCUCAAACACAGGAAACUACACCUGUACAGCUUCGGCCUCAACUGGGUCAGUACCAACAACCAGUCAAACGUAUCAGCUGAAUGUUGAUAUCGAUGAGUGUGAUUCAUCAACUUGUGGUUCUAAUUGUGACACCUGUCAUACCGAUGCUAACUGCACCAAUACAAUUGGCAGUUACACCUGUGCAUGUAAUGCUGGUUACAAUGGAGAUGGAGUCACUUGUCAAGAUAUCGAUGAAUGUGAUUCAUCAACUUGUGGUUCUAAUUGUGACACCUGUCAUACCGAUGCCACCUGCACCAAUACAAUUGGCAGUUACACCUGUGCAUGUAAUGCUGGCUACAGUGGAAAUGGAAUCACUUGUCAAGAUAUCAAUGAAUGUGAUCCAUCCUGUAGUACUAAUUGUGACACCUGUGAUACCGAUGCCACCUGCACCAAUACAAUUGGCAGUUACACCUGUGCAUGUAAUGCUGGCUACUCUGGAAAUGGAGUCACUUGUCAAGAUAUCGAUGAGUGUGAUUCAUCAACUUGUGGUUCUAAUUGUGACACCUGUCAUACCGAUGCUACCUGCACCAAUACAAUGGGCAGUUACACCUGUGCAUGUAAUGCUGGCUACAGUGGAAAUGGAGUCACUUGUCAAGGUAAUCACAAUCCUAUAACUGUAAGUUUAAAUAGUUAAUGUUUAGUGGUUCGACAUAGUUGUAUUGGAGGGAGAAUGGGCGCGACUAAUGCCCGAGCAGUAGGCGAGGGCAUUAUCAGCUUUCAUUCUCCUGUUCAUGACCGACCAAGCACAUAAAUGCCUUUAUCAUUCAUAAAUACAAUUUUCAACAGAGUCAAAGAA